Annulohypoxylon truncatum is the source of this 1088-nucleotide messenger RNA. Its product is annotated as ferredoxin. The coding region runs from base 297 to 872 and encodes 191 amino acids. Gene Ontology annotation, cellular component: mitochondrion. The transcript is spliced from 2 exons. The record is from RefSeq and is a predicted model, not a curated record. NCBI's taxonomy places the organism in Eukaryota, Fungi, Ascomycota, Sordariomycetes, Xylariales, Hypoxylaceae. Gene Ontology annotation, molecular function: 2 iron, 2 sulfur cluster binding. Gene Ontology annotation, biological process: P450-containing electron transport chain; positive regulation of oxidoreductase activity.
CGCUGAAAUCAUUUUCAAGUAUCCUGGUUCGUUAUUUUUUUUUAAACUUUCAAUGUCGUUAGACGCAACCUGCGUAUACUUGGAUGCCAAUAUAAUGCUUGUUGGUCCCUAAUCGGAGUAACUGCGCAAUGAGAGGUCUAUACGAUUAGAAGAUAACCUAUACAAUACAAUUCUCUGACUCCUCGUUCCUAUACUCUACUCGAUUUCCGUAGCACGAGGGGUUUCUCUUUAUCCCACGUCCUCGCCGACAUCCCCGAAAUCUUCAGUCGCAACUUUUGGAGUUUUGUCCUGACACGAUGGCGACACCGCGAACCCUCUCUCGAAGCUUACAAAAACUUCGAUACCCCUCCUUCCGAUCUAUAUCACAACUGGGCCACCCUUCGUUUUCAACAUGUAGUAGGAUAAAGUCUCAUUCGCCGUUAACAUGUCAGCCUCGAGUCGUCGCUCCUUUAUUACGACAGUUUAGCACAUCCCCCUCACAUCAGCAUGGCCACAUACAUAAGCCCAAGGAAGGCGAAGAACUCUACGUAACGUUCAUAGAUAAGGAGGAGAAAGAGCACAAAUUAGCGGUGGCAGAGGGAGACAAUUUACUCGACAUUGCGCAAGCGCACGACUUAGAGAUGGAGGGAGCUUGCGGAGGAUCGUGCGCAUGCUCGACGUGUCAUGUGAUAGUCCUCGACGAAGGCUUUUAUGAAAAGAUGCCGGAGCCGGAAGACGACGAGAACGACAUGCUGGACUUGGCGUUCGGCUUGACCGAGACAAGUCGGUUGGGCUGCCAAAUCGUGAUGACAAAGGAGCUAGAUGGUCUAAGAGUCAAGCUACCCUCUAUGACGAGAAAUCUGCAGGCGAGCGAUUUCAGUUCGAAGUCAUGAAGGACAUGUCCGACUAAAUACGUAAAAGGUCUAAGGAAAUGAAGUGAUGAAAUCGGUGCAAUGUACCAACACGACCAGGUGCAAAUAACGGCGUGGCAACAGCGUGAAACCAGGCGUCUGGAAAAUAGGUACAUACUGAGCCGUCAAAUGUAUUAUAUUCGCGACGGAAUAGCUGGCGUCGAGAUAGACCGAACCCCAACUCUAACGAGGUCAUGU